GAUUUCCAUGGAAAAUCGAUCAAGCAUCCACAUUUUCUCUUUCAGAAAAAAACAAAGGAAAAAAAAAACAGAGGAGAAAAAGAGACGACGACGACAAACAAGUAAAAGAAAAAAGUCGUCGUUCUUCUCCUCUCUCUCUUCCUCUGUUUUACGGUGUACGUUAGUCAAAAUGGGUUCAAGUAAGCUAAAACGUGCAAUAGGAGCCGUGAAAGAUCAAACAAGCGUAGGAUUAGCCAAAGUCGGAGGUCGAAGCAGUUCUUUAACGGAACUUGAAGUAGCUGUCGUGAAAGCGACACGACAUGAUGAUUAUCCAGCGGAGGAGAAAUACAUCAGAGAGAUCUUAAGCCUAACUUCAUACUCACGCAACUACGUAAGCGCUUGUGUGACAAUUCUCUCGAGACGGCUCAACAAGACCAAGAACUGGUCGGUUGCUCUCAAAACCUUGAUUUUGAUCCAACGGUUGCUAACAGAUGGCGAUCGAGCCUACGAGCAAGAGAUAUUCUUCGCGACGAGACGAGGAACGAGAUUGCUUAACAUGUCUGAUUUCAGAGAUGCGAGUCAGUCUGAUUCGUGGGAUUACUCUGCUUUUGUUCGGACUUAUGCUUUGUAUUUGGAUGAACGUCUUGAUUACCGGAUGCAAGGAAGGAGAGGGAAACGCAGUGGUGGUGAUGGUGAUUCCGGCGAGGAUGAUGAUCAUCGAGAGACCAGUACCAACAUUCGGUCAAAAGCUUUUGUGGUUAAAUCGAAAACGGUCACAGAGAUGAAAACAGAGAAAAUUUUCGUCAGAGUACAACAUUUACAACAGCUUCUUGAUCGGUUCUUGGCUUGUCGUCCAACAGGUAAUGCAAAGAACAACAGAGUGGUGAUUGUGGCUUUGUAUCCGAUAGUAAAAGAGAGUUUUCAGUUAUACUACAACAUAACAGAGAUCAUGGGAGUAUUAAUAGAUCGAUUCAUGGAAUUAGACAUUCAUGAUUCGAUCAAAGUCUAUGAAAUCUUCUGUAGAGUUUCUAAACAGUUUGACGAGUUAGAUCCGUUUUACGGAUGGUGUAAGAACAUGGGAGUUGCAAGAUCUUCAGAGUAUCCAGAAUUGGAAAAGAUCACACAGAAGAAACUUGAUCUCAUGGAUGAGUUUAUAAGAGAUAAAUCAGCUUUAGCUGCACAAUCAACAAAAUCAUCAUCAAACAAGUCUAACAAAUCUGAGGAGGAGGAGAACAAAACAGAGGAAAUUCAAGAAAAUCAAGAAGAUUUAAACUCCAUUAAAGCAUUACCAGCACCGAAACACGAAGAAGAAGAAGAAAAAAUGGAAACAAAGAAAGAUUCUGAGGAAGUGGUUUCAAGACAAGGUCAAGAGGGUGAUUUGCUGGAUUUAACAGAUGAAGCGGGUGAAACGGCAGGAACGGUUGGUGAUAGUUUGGCGUUAGCAUUAUUUGAUGGAGCGGUAUCCACUGAGAGUGCAUCUGGACCGGGGUGGGAAGCAUUUAACGAUAAUUCGGCGGAUUGGGAGACAGACUUGGUGAAAUCGGCAACGAGAUUGUCGGGACAAAAGAAUGAGCUUGGAGGAGGAUUUGAUACUUUGUUGCUUGAUGGAAUGUAUCAGUACGGUGCGGUUAAUGCUGCGGUUAAAACGUCUACGGCUUAUGGAAGUAGUGGAAGUGCGAGUAGUGUGGCUUUUGGUUCUGCAGGAAGACCAGCAGCCUCAAUGUUGGCAUUGCCAGCGCCAGCCAACGGAAACAGAAUCGGAAGCAAAAGUCCGGUAAUGGUGGACCCAUUUGCGGCGUCGCUAGAGGUAGCCCCACCAGCAUACGUGCAAAUGAAUGAUAUGGAGAAAAAACAAAGAUUGUUAAUGGAAGAACAAAUAAUGUGGGAUCAGUACAACAGAAAUGGAAGACAAGGUCACAUGAAUUUCGGACAAAACCAACAGCAACAACUUUAUCAGCUUCCAUACUCCAUGGGACCUUAUUCUUACACGCCUCGCUAUUGAAAUUAUAAAAACAUACAAUCACCAUUGAAGAGCUUGAAAGAAAGGUGUUAGCUUCUUUUUUGUUGUCACUCUAACAUUAUAUUGUGUGUAAACUCUUUAUUCUGGUCAUUUACUUACUUUGUAAACUUAAAAGAAUAUAAGAAAAUACCAGAAACAUAAGAUGUGUCUUUUAUACUUU
Arabidopsis lyrata subsp. lyrata is the source of this 2159-nucleotide messenger RNA. RefSeq names its product putative clathrin assembly protein At4g02650. Gene Ontology annotation, cellular component: clathrin-coated pit; clathrin-coated vesicle. Gene Ontology annotation, biological process: clathrin coat assembly; vesicle budding from membrane; clathrin-dependent endocytosis. NCBI's taxonomy places the organism in Eukaryota, Viridiplantae, Streptophyta, Magnoliopsida, Brassicales, Brassicaceae. The transcript has 3 exons. Gene Ontology annotation, molecular function: 1-phosphatidylinositol binding; phosphatidylinositol-4,5-bisphosphate binding; clathrin heavy chain binding. The coding region runs from base 8 to 1981 and encodes 657 amino acids. The record is from RefSeq and is a predicted model, not a curated record.